Rhopilema esculentum is the source of this 3751-nucleotide messenger RNA. RefSeq names its product exportin-7. Gene Ontology annotation, cellular component: nuclear pore; cytoplasm. Lineage: Eukaryota; Metazoa; Cnidaria; Scyphozoa; Rhizostomeae; Rhizostomatidae. Gene Ontology annotation, biological process: protein export from nucleus. Gene Ontology annotation, molecular function: nuclear export signal receptor activity; small GTPase binding. The record is from RefSeq and is a predicted model, not a curated record.
AAGUAGUUGUGGAGGAGGGAUCAAUUUAAUAAGAGGCAGGGGCAGCGCGCGCUGGAACUCUGAAAAGGAGGCAGAAAGCCACACUCAUGGGUGAAAAUGGACGAUCAGGAGUUAUCCCAGUUGGAACUUUACUGCAAGCAGCUAUAUGAAUCCCCCGAUCCUUCAGCUAGGGGGGCAGCAGAAAAGGCGUUAAUCUUAUUUUCAAAUUCGCCGGACUGUUUGAGGAAGUGUCAGUAUUUGCUGGAAAGAGCAGCAUCUUCCUACUCACAACUUCUUGCUGCCUCCACUCUAUCAAAGCUGAUCAUAAAGGCAACAUCAGUUUUACCAGUUGCAGAGAGGAUUAACAUCAGGAAUUACAUCUUGAACUAUUUCAUUACCAGACCAAAAUUAGCACCCUUUGUUGUCCAAGCAUUGGCUCAGCUUCUUGCAAAACUUACAAAAUUUGGUUGGUUUGAUACCCAAGAUGACACAUAUGUGUUUCGAAGUAUCACUGAUGAUAUUGGUCAGUUUCUACAAGGAUCUAUCGAGCACUGUAUUAUUGGCAUAAAGAUUCUUGCUGAAAUUGUUUCCUUAAUCAAUCAGACAGAAUCCACCCUGUCAAUUUCAAAAUAUCGCAAGAUUUCAGCAUCAUUUCGAGAUGCAGCUCUGUAUGAUAUUUUUACCAUGUGUCUAACGAUGCUUAAACAGAUUUCAAAUAAGAGGAUCGAUUUUCAAAAUCAGCAGCAAAUCUCCCUUAUCAAAGAGCUGCUGCAGUUAGUGAAAAACUGUCUCGCCUACGAUUUUAUUGGAACCUCAUUUGAUGAGUCGACCGAUGAUAUGGGCACAGUGCACAUACCUACUCAGUGGAAACAGUUGUUUUUAGACUUCAGCAAUAUUCACCUAUUCUUGGAUUUGUACCAGGCUGUUCCCCAAAGUAUUUCAUCAAUGGCCAUGGUAUGCUAUGUGCAAUUGGCGUCCGUAAGAAGGUCACUCUUCGACCCAACAGAGAGAGCAAAGUAUCUUCAGGAACUCCUUAAUGGUGCCAAACGAAUUUUAGAAUCACCCCAAUCCCUUGAAGAUCUUGACAAUUAUCAUGAAUUUUGUCGCUUUCUUGCGCGAGUGAAAUCGAAUUAUCAACUUGGAGAAAUCAUAAAGACGGAGAACUAUAGAGAAUUCAUUGAAAUGAUUGCGAAAUUCACUGUUACAAGCCUUCAGAUGUGGCAAUUUGCCCCCAACAGUGUGUACUAUCUUAUGAAUAUGUGGCAAAAGAUGGUUGCUUCCUGUCCUUUUGUAAAGGCAAAUGAGCCCCAUUAUCUUGACCGAUUCACACCACAGAUAACAGAGGCAUUUGUUACCGCGAAGUUACAAUCAGUUGCCGAUGUUUUAAGGGAUAAUUUGGAUGAUCCUCUUGAAGACAAGUCUACGUUGCAUCAGCAAUUGGAUCAGAUAUCAACAAUAGGCCGGUGUGAAUAUUCUAAAACCUGUUCACUUCUGAUUUCACUGUUCGAUCAAACUGCCCAGUCAUACCAAGCUCUUCUACAAUCAAAUGGAUCCAUGACAAAUGACAUCACAAUACAAGAAGGCCGAUUAACAUGGUUGGUGUUCAUGAUUGGCUACUCAAUCGGAGGUCGAAUAUCCUUCUCAGCAACAGAAGAGCACGACGCAUUUGACGCUGAACUAUGCACAAGGGUAUUAACGUUGAUGAACCUCACGGACUCGAAACUAAGUCAGGGUCGUAUAUCGGCACGGUUUGAGUUUGGAUUGCUCUCAUUCUUCGAGCAGUUCAAGAAGAUAUAUAUUGGCGAUCAAGUGAACAAGUCAUCCAAGGUAUACCAGAUUUUAUCCGAACGCCUUGGAAUUGCAGAUGAAACUGCAAUGCUGGGAGUUUUUGUCGGAAAAAUAAUAACGAAUAUGAAAUACUGGGCACGAAAUGAGCGAAUUAUCAACUCAACUUUGCAGUUGCUGAGUGACUUAUCGAUCGGGUACAGCAGCGCACGAAAACUGGUAAAACUGGCUCCCAUCCAAUUCAUUCUCAAUAACCAUACCCCAGAGCAUUUCCCAUUUCUGGGAUUUCAAGCUGAUUGCAAUUUCAAAUGCCGGACUUUGUUUUAUACUGCUAUCGGUCGAUUGCUUUUGGUCGACCUUGGCGACGAAGAAGAGCGAUUUCUUUCAUUCGCAAGACCUUUAACAGCGGCCUUAGAUGAUUUAGCAAACAGAAUUGCAACCGCUGGAGCUAAUUCAUAUCAGAUGGAGGAAACAAAGCAAUAUGUGGUUGGUUUGUCUCGAGACCUUCGUGGCCUGGCUUUUUCAUUCAAUACAAAAUCUAGCUAUUUGCAUUUCUUCAACUGGCUAUACCCGAAAUUCGCUGCAGUUUUUCAGAGAUCGUUGGAGCUAUGGCCCCAUGAGCCAGUUAUAAGUACCACUUUGUUAAAGUUGAUGACUGAACUGACACAGAACAGAUCUCAAAGACUCUUAUUUGAUGUCAUGUCCCCUAAUGGAGUCCUUUUAUUCCGGGAAAUUAGCAAAACUAUUAUGAUAUAUGGAAGAAGCAUUCUGAAUCUAAAUGCAGUGCCAGAAGAUCAGAUUUAUACACUGAAAUACAAAGGUAUAGCGAUAAGCUUUGAUAUGCUAAAAGCUGCUCUUGCGGGAAAUUACAUCAACUUUGGAGUGAUGCAACUAUACGGUGAUGAUGCCUUGAAUGACGCUCUCGCGAUGUUCGUCAAAAUUGUUAUGUCAAUUCCACAACAAGAUCUGCUGGAGUACCCGAAACUUAGCCAAUCAUUCUACGGGCUACUGGAAAUUAUCACUGAAAAUCAUAUAGAUCAUUUAUGCGAAAUAGAUCCACAGGUAUUUUUGUAUGUUCUGUCAUCAGUAUCGCAAGGAUUGGAUGCUCUUGACCCAUCUAUCUCUACUGGUUGCUGUGCCACGUUGGACCAUAUUGUCACCUAUUUGUUCCAACAAUUGCAAAAAGCUUCGAAAAGUAGCGAUGCACAAAAAGAAGUUGAAAAGCACCCAGCUUUGAAGGUCAUUGAAAUGCAACCGAAUAUUUUAAAACAGAUGCUGUCUACAAUUUUAAACACAGUUAUGUUUGAGGAUUGUAAAAAUAUGUGGUCAAUGUCAAGGCCUCUUCUUGGACUGAUAUUGCUAAACGAAGAAUUUUUUACUGAACUGGAAAGGAAUAUAACUCAAAUGCAGACUCCGGAUAAGCAACCAAGAAUGGCAGAAUGUUUUCAAGAUUUAAUGGAAAACGUCGAGAGAUCCAUGACAACGAAGAACCGGGAUAGAUUUACGCAGAACUUGUCGACCUUCAGAAGUUGUGUCAAGAGCAUUACCUCAAGCGCCCCGGCGUCAAGCUCGUCCUCCGCCAUUGAAAUGAUGGGAUAUGACAUGUAAACCAAGUAUUAGCUCUUGCCUGAGAACGGAGGAUCCAGCGUUCAUGAAGAUGGUGCGUUCCCCUCCUUCAACAUGCCCGUGAAUUCAGGCCGGACUUUUCAGGCUAAAGACCGACCAAGACAAGGACUUACCUUGUUAUUUGUGGUGCUCUGUCAUUUUGUACACGUGAAGGUAAUAUUAAUAUACAGUGAUCUUCGACAAGAAGCAUCUACUGGCCUUUUUGAAGAGGGAUAGAAUUGGACUAGUGGAUUGGUCAUUCAAGGGCGACUGUAAAUUUUUUCCGAAUUUUUUGUAAUAGAUGUUCAAAUUAUAUGUUGCAGUAUUCCUCUUCAAAAUUCAAAAAUACGAUACGUCUGGGAUAUUUUGUUCUUUUUGCAGU